Molecule: messenger RNA, 4141 nt
Organism: Saccostrea cuccullata (small rock oyster)
Lineage: Eukaryota; Metazoa; Mollusca; Bivalvia; Ostreida; Ostreidae
Product: zinc finger protein ZFAT-like
Exons: 16
Coding region: 140-3973 (1277 amino acids)
Biological process (GO): regulation of transcription by RNA polymerase II
Cellular component (GO): nucleoplasm
Molecular function (GO): RNA polymerase II cis-regulatory region sequence-specific DNA binding; DNA-binding transcription repressor activity, RNA polymerase II-specific
Source: RefSeq, a predicted model, not a curated record
UAUUAGACGCUGGUUUUUCAAGCCGCCAUUACAAAAUUGACAGACACAACUUUUACAUCCUUAGUCCUUGUUAAUGCGUAUUAACAAUCCAUCAACAUGGAAGUUUUAUGAAAUAUACAAACACCUGCCUUAAACCACCAUGGAUACAUUCAUCUGUGGUUCCUGUCAGAUGACCUUCAAUGACAUAGAACAAUUUGUUAUCCACAAAAAAGAUUGCAAUGUUAAUCUUUUACCCUCAGUGAGCCAACCAGAAACUCAGAGUGGUGAACAGGUGGAGAAUGAAAAUGUUGGCCAUGUUGUAGUUUCAACAGCAGAUUCCAAUGCUGAGGACCAGGUGGUGGCGUUUCCUGAGGGGAGCCGCGUGGUCACCACUGAGGUGGUGGAUUCUGUGACAGGAGAACAGCAGACGGUCAUCAUUAUACAGCCCGCCCCAGGGUCAGAGAUGUCAGGGUCACAGGGGGUCACUCAAGAGGGCCAAACUCCAGCUUCAGGAAAAAAGAGGGGCCGGCCUAAAAAGGAAAAACAGACUGAUUCAGUUCCAGCAGCAAAGGUUCAGAAAGUGGAAAAACCUGCCGUUCCAGAAAUGGGUGCUGAUGGAAAACUUUACUGUAAAGCCUGUAAGAAGUCAUUCCACAAGGAGAGGUUUUUUAAGACUCACAGGUGUAUGCCGACAACAGACUAUGUAGAUAUCACAAAGAAGAGUGUCCUCACUGUAGAAUAUGGUGAGAAUGAGGAAGCAGUGUCAGCCUCUGAAGAUGAAGAACUAGAUAAUGAUGAAGACAAAGACUUCCGAGUCAGUGACUACAAACUGAAGGACGCGGAGGAAGAGGAGGAUGAUGAAAUAGAGGAAGAUGCUGAGGAAGAAGAAGGGGAAGGGAAACCCAAGAAAAAGCGAAGAUCUUACAAAGUCAGGAUGGAUGCUGAUGGGGACGAAAAUAAAGGGGCGCGUCCAACUGAUCAAAUCGGGGACGUACCUAUAUUUAGAACCGAGGCUGAAAAAGCCCUUUUUGAGCAGAGCUUGAAUGUAGAUCUGAGUUUUGUAGACAAUCUUUUUCGUCAGCAUAUGAUCGAGCAGGAUUUGAAUGAUAAGGCUCCCGUGGCAUCUCGUAUGACAACUAACACAUUGAGUCUAUACUCUUGUAACAUGUGUGACAAGAUCUUCAAGACUUUGUCCCAUAUGAGAUUGCAUUGCUUGACUCACACUGAUUCCAAGCCAUUCAAAUGUCCAAAAUGUCUAUAUAGAAGUAAUGGAAAAGGAAACCUGUACACACACAUGAGGAAGCACACAGGACAAUAUUUCCGAUGUAAAUUCUGUGACUUCAAGUCAGUGAAUAAAAGCCAUGUUCUGGAACACGAGGCUGUACACAGCAAUGUUAGGCACCAGUGUGAUCUCUGUAAGAAAGACUAUAACACCUUAAAGUCCCUCAUCAACCAUAUCAGAAAGUAUCAUAAAAACACACCCAAGGGGGAGGAGUACCUGGCAUCCUUUCUUCAGGGGGGUCGCCAAAGGGGCGCAACGGUUAUUCAUCAAUGCCACGUGUGUAACAGAAAAUUCAAAAAGAAGAUUGACAGAGAUCGUCACCUGUAUGUACACGAUAUUAAGGACAUCCCAACUAUUCAGAUGUGUACACUCUGUGAUUAUACAGCCAGUAGGAAAGUGUAUCUGGAAAAACAUUUUCAGAAGCACCGGGUCAUUUACAGAUGUGUGAAGUGUGAGGAGAAAUUCCUGAGUACCAUUCGUCUUAUUGACCACCUCACCAACACACAUUUACAGGACGACCCCACCACUAAGUGGGAGAGCAUGUUUGAGGAAUGUAUCAACAGCAGCCUAUAUCUGCCCGAGCCCGACGAGAAGCUUAGCUCAGCUGAGAAGGAGUUGGUGAGUCUCCCAGCCGAGUUAUCUCAGACCGACCUCCAGGGCCAGGCAAAGGUGGAGGUGGAACAGGUGCCAGGGGAGACAACCGGGACUAUUGAGGCAGUGCAGGGGGAGCAGGAUCUGCCAAUGGCUGACUCAGAGGGACAGAAUGUAGAUGAAGAAGAAACUGACGUUAAACCAUCACUGGAAGACGGGAAUAUCAAAGUAGAGAAAAAUGAUGAUGAGGAAAAUGAAGGCAGUGAACCUUUAACUUCUGAUCCACAGUCUUCUUUAAAAAAUGAAGAUUCUUCAUCACAGGCUGAGGAGGCUGGUCUUCCUCUUGUAGAAGAUCAGGAAAGUGGCACAGUUAAUGUAAAUGAAGAAACUGUUCUGUCCUCUACUGAGAAAACUGGUGGGACAUCUAUUGAAGAGAAUGUUCUAGAAAUUACAAAGGAGGAGAAAUUAGAUUCUGCAGACCUCAUCAAAACCUUAGGAUACCGUCCGCUAACCCUGCAGGUAUUUCACAAAAUGAGGGAGACAUUUGGGCAUGAAGAAUGUGAAUACUGUGGAAAGCUGUAUUACAAUAAAAUGGACUAUGAUCAGCAUGUCAGAACACAUACAGGAGACAACCCUUAUCCCUGCACAAUUUGUGGAUACCGUGCCUUGUCUAGAGAUAGUCUGCAGUCUCACAAGGCUACCGAGCAUGAGAAGUUGUCUUUCCCUUGUAAGGAGUGCGAUUUUACAGCCAACAGUCGGUCACAGUUGUGGAACCACAGCCUUAAACAUUCAGGUUUUGGAGAAGACAUGGGCAUAGAGUGCCCUGAAUGUCAACAAAAACUGCCAAGCUUGACUUUAUUUAAAGACCACGUAAGUGAGGCUCAUCCUGAUAGUAAGAACAAAGAGCUGAACAAGUUACAUAUCUAUGCAGGCCUAGAGACCUCCCCCAAACACAAGGUCCAGGGGAAAAUUGGCCGAAGAAGCUACAAGUGUCCCUACUGUGAUAAAAUGUUCUUCCGUGCCAACUCAGAGCUCCAAAAACACAUCUGGAUUCAUGAAGGAGUGAAGCCAUUUAAAUGUCCCUUGUGUCCCCAUGCCUGUAGGAGUAAGAACAACCUACAGGCUCACAUGUUAAGGCAUUCCAAUGAGAAACCCUACACCUGCACAGAGUGUAACAAGGCUUACAAAUCAAAAACAGCAUUAAGGUGGCACGUCAGGUCCCAUAAAUCAGGAAGACUCUUCAAAUGUAGCAAGUGUCCUUAUGAGGCCACUCAGGCAGCCCACUUGAGACGCCACAUGGAAAUUCACAAUGUCAUCAAGAAGUAUGCCUGCCAGCACUGUAGCUACACAGCGAACACCCUGAGUUAUCUGAAGGUCCACCAUACGAGGAGUCACAAAGGAGUGCCCUACAAAAACGUAGAUGUUCCCGUGGUAGAGGAGACUGGGCAUGACUCUACUGGAACAUCUCAGGUUUACCGAUGUUUAAGCUGUGACUACUUGUUUGGGAACUUGACAGAUCUAAAGAGACAUUUAAAGAUUAGACAUCAUCUGACUCUGACAAACUUUGCUGGAUUGGAUGGAGAUAAAUCAACCGCCAUAACUAACCUGACAGAACAGGUGAGCUCAUUUCCAGAGGAGAGUUCCACUACUGGUUUGAUGACAGAAGUAGGCCAGGUUGAUGAUGUACCAGAAAUCAAUGAAGUCCAUACUGUCGAUGCCUCAGUCACAGAGAUCGAUUCCUCAAAUCUGGAUGCCAAAACUGCCUCAGCAGUCAAUAUUUUACAACAGAUAUUUGGAAUGUCACAACAGAAUUCUGGUGGACCACAACAAUUCACCAUACAGUCAGAAUCGGGGGAAGUAAUGACUGUCAAUCCCGAAACCAUCAUCGUCCAAGAGGGCGGAGAACAAGUUUUAGUUACAGACGGGAACCAGCCAGAUAGUGGUCACCAGCAAUACGUUAUCCAGUACGUCAACCAAGAACAAAUAGAGAACUCUAUGGUAGAGAUUCAGACCAUUCAGGAUGUUCAACAUUUCCAGACAAUUGAACAAGAAAUCAUUCAUUCCAUGGAGUCUCAACCUCUUGAGGACAAUGUUGUUGAGCAGCAAAUAGUGCAGAGCUGAUAAAUAUCAUUCCUUUUAUUAUCAAUCUGAUUGUUUUAAUAUAUAUCGAAUUUUUAAAAACUCCCAGUAUGAAGGUUAUUAUAAUUAAUAUGAAAAAAAGACUCUAGCACUAUCAUCAGUGGAUUUUUGGCUAUAAAAGAAAAUUCUUUGUAGAUUUUUGAUAGUAGC